Messenger RNA from Lemur catta (Ring-tailed lemur), 559 nucleotides. Its product is annotated as NADH dehydrogenase [ubiquinone] 1 beta subcomplex subunit 7. The record is from RefSeq and is a predicted model, not a curated record. The transcript is spliced from 3 exons. Lineage: Eukaryota; Metazoa; Chordata; Mammalia; Primates; Lemuridae. Bases 76 to 489 code for a protein of 137 amino acids. Gene Ontology annotation, cellular component: mitochondrion.
GGAGAAGGGGGCAGUGCUUCCGGGUGGGAGAGUGGUGACCCUCGGCGGCCGCGGGAAGCCGUGGCGACAGCAGCCAUGGGGGCUCACCUGGUUCGCCGCUACCUGGGCGAUUCCUCGGUGGAGCCCGACCCCCUGCGGAUGCCCACCUUCCCGCCGCACUACGGCUUCCCCGAGCGCAAGGAGCGCGAGAUGGUGGCCACGCAGCAGGAGAUGAACGACGCGCAGCUGACACUCCAGCAGCGGGACUACUGCGCCCACUACCUCAUCCGGCUGCUCAAGUGCAAGCGUGACAGCUUCCCCAACUUCCUGGCCUGCAAGCACGAGCAGCACGACUGGAACUACUGCGAGCACCUCGACUACGUGAUGCGCAUGAAGGAGUAUGAACGCGAGCGGCGGCUGCUCCAGCGGAAGAAGCGGCGUGAGAAGAGGGAGGCAGAGGCGGCCAGGGGCCAGGGGCCCGGAGAGGUGGCUCCGGAGGUGGCUCUAUAGGGGAUCCACCCCCAACCCUGUGGACCAAAGAAAUAAAAGCCUCGAGGCUCCUCAGCUGAGCCCACUCUUA